Molecule: messenger RNA, 2156 nt
Organism: Sphaeramia orbicularis (orbiculate cardinalfish)
Lineage: Eukaryota; Metazoa; Chordata; Actinopteri; Kurtiformes; Apogonidae
Product: nuclear receptor corepressor 1-like
Biological process (GO): negative regulation of transcription by RNA polymerase II
Cellular component (GO): chromatin
Molecular function (GO): nuclear thyroid hormone receptor binding; transcription corepressor activity
Source: RefSeq, a predicted model, not a curated record
GACAUUGGAGCGGCUCCUUCCAGGACAUUGUCCGACAAAUGCGGCGCAGCCUUCUCUGCCCAGUCGGCCACAGCCUGGAACCCGCGGAUUUACAAUCGCCUCUUCACGCAUCUUUGGGCCUAGGGGCUCCCGCUGUCGUCCUUCGGAACAUCGUGUGAACAUGAGGUGGUCCGUGUGUCCAAACAUGCUCUAAGUGGGUCUGUGGUCUGUGAUCAGCUGUGGUCCGUUUGCACUGAACCAGGAUGUCCAGCAGCUCCGGCUACCCCCCCCCCAGCCAGGGGAGCUUCAGCACCGAGCAGAGCCGCUACCCCCCCCACUCUGUCCAGUACACCUUCAGUGGAGCACGACACCAACAGGACUUCACCGUCCCAGACUAUCGGACCCACAUGCAGGAUCCACAGGGUCGACGGAGGCCGUCUCUACUGUCAGAGUUCCACCCAGGAACCGAAAGACCUCCAGAGCGUCGCCAUGGUUACGAACAGUCCUUCCACUCGGUCUCUGCUCAGCAGGACCACGAGGCUCUGGAGCCCAAACGGCCUCGGAUGGAGUCCAUGGUCGACGCCCACAUGGCGCGCGGGGCGUCGGCCUCCGGGAGCGUGGUCCUGCCCAUGCCCCACAGUGUCCAGGACAGUCUGAGGGCCACCGUAGAGGUCAAAAAGGAGUCUCAGUUCUCGGUCAAAGUGGAGACCCCGUCCCCCGGGGGCCCCGGUGUCCACAUGGGCGAGGACCAGGACACGUCCCCGUCCAAACUGUCCAAGGAGGAGCUGAUCCAGAGCAUGGACCGGGUGGACCGGGAGAUCGCCAAAGUGGAGCAGCAGAUCUUCAAACUGAAGAAGAAGCAGCAACAACUGGAGGAGGAAGCAGCGAAGCCGGUAGAGCCGGAGAAGCCAGUGACCCCUCCCCCUGUGGAGCACAAGCACCGCAGCAUCGUCCAGAUCAUCUACGACGAGAACAGGAAAAAAGCAGAAGAGGCUCAUAAAAUCCUGGAAGGUCUGGGUCCGAAGGUGGAGCUGCCUCUGUACAAUCAGCCGUCAGACACCAAGGUUUACCACGACAACAUCAAGACGAACCAAGUGAUGAGGAAGAAGCUGAUUCUGUUUUUUAAGAGACGGAACCACGCACGUAAACAGAGGGAGCAGAAGAUCUGCCAGCGCUACGACCAGCUGAUGGAGGCCUGGGAGAAGAAGGUGGAGCGCAUGGAGAACAACCCCCGACGCAAAGCCAAGGAGAGCAGGACCCGAGAGUACUACGAACGGCAGUUCCCUGAGAUCCGCAAGCAGAGGGAGCAGCAGGAGCGCUUCCAGAGAGUCGGACAGAGGGGGACGGGCCUGUCUGCCACCAUCGCCAGGAGCGAGCACGAGAUUUCAGAGAUCAUCGACGGUCUGUCCGAGCAGGAGAAUAAUGAGAAGCAGAUGCGCCAGCUGUCCGUCAUCCCUCCUAUGAUGUACGACUCGGAGCAGCGCAGGGUGAAGUUCAUCAACAUGAACGGUCUGAUGGACGACCCCAUGAAGGUCUACAAGUCCAGACAGUUUAUGAACGUGUGGACCGAGCACGAGAAGGAGAUCUUCAAGGAGAAGUUCGUCCAACACCCCAAGAACUUCGGUCUGAUCGCCUCCUAUUUGGAGAGAAAGUGUGUGGCAGACUGUGUCCUCUAUUACUAUCUGACCAAGAAGAACCACAACUAUAAGACACUGGUGAGAAGAAACUACGGACGCAGACGGAGAGGAAACCAGCAAAUCCCACGUCCCUCACAUGAAGACAAGUCAGACGAGAAGAACGAAGAGGACAAAACUGAAAAGUCCGAUAAAAAGAGGACGAGGAAAGAAGGACGAGGAAGAGAAGAUGAGAAGGAGGAGUCCAGUGAGUUCCAGCUCGCCCGAUGGUGUCUGAUCAGGGUCACACCGCCCUUUGGACUUCACGGUCGCAGAGUGCACGUGGUGUGGCGCCAACAGGAAGCUGAGGUUGAGGCUGAAGCUGAGGCUGAGGUUGAGGCUGAGGCUGAGGUUGAGGCUGAAGCUGAGGCUAAGGUUGAAGCUGAGGCUGAGGUUGAAGCUGAGGCUGAGGUUGAAGCUGAAGCUGAGGCUGAGGCUGAGGUUGAAGCUGAAGCUGAGGCUGAAGUGUACAUGCAUGAGCCUGUUGGACAGAAACGCUGCUAA